Messenger RNA from Aaosphaeria arxii CBS 175.79, 1330 nucleotides. RefSeq lists its product as uncharacterized. The coding region runs from base 130 to 1206 and encodes 358 amino acids. The record is from RefSeq and is a predicted model, not a curated record. NCBI's taxonomy places the organism in Eukaryota, Fungi, Ascomycota, Dothideomycetes, Pleosporales. The transcript is spliced from 2 exons.
CAACUCCCAAUUCACCAACCCACCAACCCUCAUCCUAAUCUCGUCAAAUCCAGCCGGCUGUGUUACACGACCUUUUUCUACCUUUUUUAUAUUAUCCUUCAUUCUGUUGUUCUGUCAAAAUCCAGCAGUAUGAAGCAUAGUACCGCACUCAUUUACCUUUGCGCCUCUCUUGGCAUGGUGCAUGGUGCCGUGGUUCCUUAUAGCGAGGGAUCUGUCGAUCCGUUAGAUUUCGAGCAAGAGGCUUCCGCACUGGCUGUCAGAGAUGAAAAGGAUGGUAAAUGGCCAAUGUGGGAUGCCAAAAGGAAGGGAAAGCAGACAAAAAGAGACGGCGGAGAGAUGAAGAAUCACGAGAUCAACAAGGAAGAUUACAAUAAGCUCAAGGGAAAACACCCGGAGGGCCACAGAUUGAAUCCCAAAAUUGCAAAGUACAACUGCAAAGGUGAUGGAGUUACUUCGGUUUGCGAGGCUGAUUGUAUUGGAAUUCUUUGCUUCAACGUGCCAUGGAAGAUCCGAUGGGUGGGAGAUGGGCCAGAUUCCAGAGACCAGUCAGGUGCAUUGAAGGGAUUUUUGAAGGGCACCAUGGAAAAUCAGCUCAGGCAUGGAUUCUUCGUCACUGAUCAGGUGAAGGCAAAACUAGGAGACAGUCUGGAAGAAACCUGCCACGCAAGCAGCGACCAGGGAGGGAAGUCGGAAGUCAUGAUGCUUGUCAAGGGUGAUGAUAAUAAGCAACACGGAACACAGGCGAUUCAAGCUGCAAUGAAGAAGGGGAAAGUCGACAAGGGCGACUGGGUCAUCAGACUUUUCGAACAGCUCGAAGCUAAUCAGGCGCCUACUUGUGAUGCCUUGAUGGACGUAUGGGAGAAAAAGUCAACGUGGUUGCAAGCAUACAACAAAGCUUGCACUGGCGCUAUUUGGGACGAUCCACUCCACCCUAUCAACAACGCUUAUAUGCCUAUCAACGAAGCCGACAGGGUCAAGGCAGUUAAGGGUAAGGGCAAAGAGCAAGAGAUCAAGUUUUACUACCAUCGCAUGGGUCCUCUUGAUGAGUGGGUAGAGCAUGGCUGGAGGGUCGAUUCGGAGCAUGGCAGAGAUGAGAAUCCACAUCCAGAAAUUGUGUAUCAACAGGGUGAACACAAGAUCUAUGUUAUUGGGGAGGGAAAUGACGAACCUCCAACAUCGAAGCCAAAGACCGAUGAAAAGAAAUAGAGGAAAGAGUGAGGAGGAAUGUACUCGGUUGAUUGGUUCAGUGAUUCGGGUACCGUACAUUGGAAAAUUUAUAAACCAUAGAUAGACUUAUAGACCAUAGAUAAACAUAGACCUUAGAAAAGAU